AUGACAAAGGAAUCCUCACUUUUUUCGGAGAUACCGGGACUGCCCACAGCCUACGCCAUCGGCAGUAACAAUGGCGGCAAGGCCGCAUGCUUCCGAUGCGGGAGGAAGGCGUUGGAGGGAGCCGCGGGAUGCAGUCCGGGCCGCCUCGAUGGAAGACGCCGACCGCACACGCUGUCAGCACCAGGAAUGGUUUGGAACAACGACAACGAAAUGACCCUGCUCUCAGAGAAGCACCAUCUACAUGCAACCAACAACAUCGACAGCAGUACGCAAAUAAAGACAAGUAUUUCUGAUCCUGACAGCUAGUAGCACAGAGGCUGAGGGAAUGCAGGGCGACUGGCUGACUAACGAAAUCUGGGAGAUCCACGGAUAUGACGACCGGGGUAAGAUGAAAAAUCUCCACAUUGUAAUCAAAGCAGUCUUCGACCCACAAGCCGAGGAGACUGCGCCACUGAUAAACCAGGAUAGCGUGACCCUUCAGAUGCAGAAGUCACAGGUCCUGGGUACGGGGUCGAACGUCUCCAGGGGCGUUCUUAAUCAUCCGUUGACAAUAUGCUCAGAAGACAUCAAUCGACUUCCUCACGUGGAGAGCAACGGCGAUCUCGACCUUCCACCAUUUGUCCCUGAGACAGUCGGAGCAGUGCAGCAGCUCUCCAGAUGUAAUUUCAGCAAAAGUUUACAAGUAUGGCGAUGGACAACUAAUGAAGAAACCUACCUUAGCAUGCCAGAAGACGUUACUUCAAGCACAAGGCCCACAAGACUUCAGGGAUACGCCAGGGGAACCGGCAGCAGGGCAGCAACUGCAGGGAUACUUUUCUUCAAAACAUCACAAAAUAUUCUUGCCUGUCUUCCAAGUCAACCGAAUAGCCGCUGUCAGGGCGGAGAGAUAGACCCACAAGAUUCAAGUUCUCUGAAACGUAGACGUCAGCACCCUACUGGCCUUGCUGGUCGUUAGCGGAUCCAGCGUGAUGUCAGCAUGACUAUAGUGCUUCUCAUCUCACAACACAUCACCACUGUCGCCACCACUAGCAACGCCAGUGGGAAACUCCUGCCGACCCGCAAAGCCGACACCCUGGGGAGUCCGAAAUGCUAUAGGAUUGUGUCGCAUGCUAACCAAUAUUACAACCCCUCCUAAGUAAUCCUCCCUAAUCCAAAACGAAUUUGAGAAUUUCAGCCAGCAUUUCAUGAGACCGGUCGCACACUGUAGACUCCGUGGCACUAUAACGCCUGCCAGAUCCGAGUCUGAUGCGCCUUGUGGCGUCUGACACGCACAGAAGAACCACUCUAAUCCUGUGCAGCACUGCACCCAGUCUGCGGGCUCGGGCAAUGUACUGCGACAGGAGAAAAGGCAGAGAGAGCGUGUGAUCGACUCUGGAGACUCCGUGACCAUGUUACACCAGCGUUUUCCCCACAAUAAUAAAAUAGACGUUCGUGAAUAUCAAAAAACAAACGCUCAAAGCCGUUGUCAGAGCAAGAAGAACAGUCAGCAGCUAAUGGCCUCACAGUAGACGUGUUAUCUCAUGAAAUGCUAACCAAGACUCCGAAAUAUGACCUCGAUUCGAGAAUAUUACUUAAGCGGGGCUGUAAUAUUAAUCCCUAUGCAACAUUAUUCGAAGAAAUCUCAUUCACAUCAGGAUGCCGGCCUUUAAAUGAGCUACAUCCUGUAAAGACGACUUCUUAAAUACCAUGAAUCUUUCCGAUUAUUUUUCGAUUCACUUAUAAAUUUACAUACCUUACGUAAAGGACAUCUAAAAAAGGUUUUCCCUUGUAUUCAUUUGGUAGCAAACUGCGUACUUUUCAAAGUUUCUUCUCAAAAAGGGCGCACCUUUCAGUUAAAAGAAAACUUUCUCAAUCCCCUUGUAAUGUUUUGGUUCACCUGUCGUUACACUUGCAUUCCGGACUCCCACAUUCUAUGGUGUAUAUAUUCUGUCAAGGAAAUACCACCAAUUUCCAUAUGCUAUUAGGAAGACGUCAUAUAGGACUCAUAGAAUUUUUCAAGGGGUGUGAACCAGGUUAUAAGUAGUAUGUAUAAGUAGUCCUAAGAAACGUGCUGGUGCGACGCUUCACGAAUGAAAAUUUCGCUGUCUUAAAAAUCUUAUGACUAGAAACUCUUCGAAAACCGAACUAUACUUCAUCGUCAAGUACAAAGUCUGGAAGAGACGCGAUUCGCAACCAAAUAAGGGCAUGCAAGAAUAUUUUUGUGCAUGUUUCCUUUAUGAUAUAAUAUUUGAAUUUAUAAAAGCACCAAAGGUUGAUGGGAAAAAUUCAUCCUGCUUAAGUAGUCAUUUUGCAGAGGCUGGUUCUUGUGCACGAUCGAAAAGGGUUCGUUCAAAGAUGAGCAUCCUGAUGCGACCAAAAUAUCUAAGGAUUAUGCUGCGUGUUAAGAAAUAUUAAAACACUUCUUAAGUAACCUUUUCGGAUCGAAAACAUAUUUCGAAAUUUCAGAAGAUGAAACGUCCACCGUGCUCUGGUCUGCACAAGUUAUUACCCAUCUCUUAUGUCUCGAUAUUCUUUGACCGGGUGGUUUCUGAAAUUUUGUUACUUCACUGUAAACUUCACUCAUCGCCUUCUGUCAAAACGAGAAGAAUUCCUUUCGAAAUAUCUCCCGAAUUAUUGAGUUUCCAGAUGUGUGUAGUGCUUCCAAAGCAAAGCUGCUGUUAUACCUUAAUUACGGACGGAGACGACCGUUCGAAUUUCGUACCCGCAUCUGGAUUAUUUUAAAUCCCUGGCACGUGCGGACGACAAAGAGAACUGCGUCAAAAUUUUGCAAAUACACACCUUGCGGAUUUUUACAAAAGUUUAGAGCGACCGCAGUACAUUUGGCAGGAAAUGAACUUCGCCUUUGAUCUUAACUGAGAUUUUUCGACUAAGCAUAUACAUCACACGAAGUAUCUGUUUAGGAAUGACACCGAUUCCAGCGCUGAAGGACAAAAGAUGGAUUAAAGAGUGUUUUUGGCGAUUUCUGUCAGUGAUAUAUUAUGUUGGACCAUCACCAGUCUUCUUGACUCUGUCAUGACACCGGGUUUAGGUGAGCGAGUUAGGAGAGAGCGCGGUAAAUUCUGCCCACACUACAAACUAAUUCACACGCAAGUUACUGCUAUGGAGCACACGAUGGACCUUGUCGGAAUCGAAGGUCAAACCGAUUCUGGACGGAAUACAGACUUAAUUUAGUGUAUAUAGUAUUUUAUGCCUAUCGUCGUUCAGCUUUGGCCAGAAGACAGAGGCAUUAGAACGAGUGUGUUUUGGACUACAGUGAUUGAGUGCGUGCAGCCACGGUAACUAGGUUUAUGUUAACUAAUCUUAACUGAUCGGCAGUCUACGUUAGAUGCCAAGUAAAGGACAAAAGCUUCCGACGAUACGAAGAAAAGAAGUCGCCUUCUAAUGCCUCGCUAGUAACGAACCCUCCUGCUAUACAUUCAACGGAGUAUUUUUUCGAAAAAAUCUUUAUUGGAUGUUCUUUGAUGCCAUAAAGAAGUGCCUAACUGUUUUAUAACCUAAACAAAUGUUUGAACACGCAUUAAGCAGCUCACAGGCUUCAAGAAUUAAUUCGAAACUUCAGUCAAAUAAAAUGUUCCAACGAUCAGUUACCGCCCGUCCAUCGGUUUCCCGUAAGUAAUUUUUCCCUUGUGUCGACAAACCCAACUCGCAAAACAUGCUAGCCUCGUCAUGAUGACAUUCGAAUUGUAGGCUGGUUGAUCGUACAAAGAAUCAAAAUACAUCAGUUAUUUGCUAAUAAACAGACGGGGGAUGCGGUUAAUUUGGCAGGACGCCGAUGCUUUCUGACAAAACGGUAUACCCUGCGCAGGGUAGGAAAGGACGUAAUAUAACGACAAAAGCAGUCGAUAAUUCAUUAAAAAUUCAUUUAAUUAGACGCUUGACUGCGCAAAGGAAAGCCACAUAGCGAAAACUCAUGAUAACCGGGAGACAAUAAUUAAUUCAGCGAAUAAAAGGGAAUGCACGCGAUUGCCCGGAACAGUCGAAUUUAUCUGAACUUCGAAACUCGCACAGCAACCCAGCGCCCAGAAACAAUGAAGCAUCAGUACCGAAGAUGCAGUCUCUUUUUUGGUCCAUCGCUGACUUCAACCAGGUGUGUUCUUGGUUAAGAAGGGAGCCGCAAAAUCUGGCAGUGUGCGUGUAUAGCCUGAUAUGUGGGGAGAGACUCGGUCCCUAUGCGGCUUCGGCUGAAGGGGUGACUUGAGUCCGAGACUAUCCCGACACGUCAAGCGUCGUGGAUAGGACGGUUGCUGAUUGACGCCCGCUCUCGGCUCACGCAGUUCGUCGCGUUGUGUGUGUUGUGUGGAGUGGCGGACUGGUGGGCUGGGGACGGGCUGAAGCAGCACCUUCCACGGCCCUCUCACGCAAGUGAUAGACACGCCGUUCAACCCCCGUUGUGUGAAAUCCUGGUGUUUGUGCGUGUAUGGGGGGCCAGGUCGUGCUGUGGCGCGCGCAGGCAUGGUCAGUCGACCAUGUCAGCCACCGCGCCCAUUUCCCACUCCAGUUUGCUGACCGGCUCGGAAGGCGGCUGGGGUGUGGGGAUGGGAAGGCAGAGUGAGGUCGACGAUUCAGCGCACUUUCCUCACUAUAAACAAUCUGACGCGCUUGAAGCUAUCACGGUGCGCUAAAAGCCGUGGCUUGUAUGAUUGCCAACUAAUGGGGUAACUUGGACCUCCUCCUUGACCGGUGGUGGUCUGAGAGUCAGGCUCCAAUGGCUCCUUUUUAAUGUGGCCGUUAUGGCACUUCCACCACAGCGUGGGAUCCGAGCCAGGCGUUGGCGGCACGCCUAGGUGCGGCUUCGGUCGUGUCAGCCUCCAAAAUCUUUUGUGUUGGUUAAAAUCCUGGUUAUUUGUUGUGUGGACCAAGGGGUGUGGUGGAACGCCAAGGCGAGGAUCCGUCCGAGCCAUCCACCUGCGGCCUCCCUCGUCUCCGGCCUUCUUGACUCUGUCUUGACACCUGGCUUAGACGGUGGAGGAGGAGGAGGAGGAGAGAGUGCAGGUAGAUGCAGCGCAAGUCUACCGGCACUAUAAACCCCUGCUCAAGUCACCGUCCCUGCUCUCACCGCUGCUAUAGCUAUGGGGCACACGGUGGACAUCGUCGAAAUCGACGGUCGAACUGUCGUUUCAUGUGGGGAGAGGAUCUGUAUGUAAAUGUACAGAUUUGCUGCCACAGGUGCAGGCUUCCAGUAGCUCUCUCUCCCUGUCCUGUUAACUGUGCGUGCCAUUAUCCGUCUGCCAGCGACAUCGGAUUCACUGUCCCCGUCCGAGACGUGGGCAGUGCCUCGGCACAGCGAGCAGGUCACCCCUUCAACAAACGGCUUGCUUGUGCUUGCGUAUUAAUGCGCCAAGUCGUCGUGCCGUCUUGCCUGGGGGGGGGGCGAAGGCGACUGUGGCAUGGAAUCUGAUAAGGUGCGCCAAAUUACCCCUCUGAUCACAGUCGUUCCUUCAACCGCAUAAUUCUUUUGCGCAUGUGGUAGUUGCCGAACGACGGGCCAAACUCUGCUCUGUUGCCGCUGUGGCCGAAAAGGCUAGAAUUUUAGCGACUCUGCCUCUACUCUUUGUCCUCCGUGGGCGUGUACGAAGGCAGCGGCUAAUGAAGCCGUUUCUGGGUAGCCGUUUCUGAUUGCUGGGCGCGGUUGCUGCAGGAGUGUCCGUACUCCUUUCUCCGUGACGCUGCGGCGUGUUUUUAUCUUUCAACAGGAGCUCUAACACAACUGCACUUGUGUGCCACUGGUCUCGGCCACGAUAUAUGCGCAUAUGGAUUGUGUUAAACACCUUUGAAUACAUUGUGGCGCAGUGGGUCUGCAUCUGACGUGGACGUCCUCAGAGAAACGAUUUAUCAGACGCGGACGUUGGGCUUAUGGACUUUGGGCCAUCCAUAGAAUCCGGUCAGUACUGUGUCAUUCGGUUGUAUCUGCCGCCGUUGGCUUGGAAAGAGUAUGUUUUUGCGCCUGAGCUGAUUCAAAACUCAAGUAAGCUGACUGAUCAUCGGUUUGACGAACGGCGGAGACGUGUGCCCCUAGGAGUACUAGUUAAUGAGGAAGACUUUCGUCUUCUUCCUUGUAGUUGGUGCUCUCUCUUAGUCAGCAGUCCGCACUGUGAUAUCCAGAGUUUGACAGAACCUUUCAAUCCAACAGAUUCAAUAAGAAUAUGGUGAGGGUAAUUACAUGACUAAAUAUCAAAUUUAGUCCGCAGAGCUCGUGAAACCAGUGCGAUUACAUUCAACGUUUCCGAAGAUUUCUGUCAUGUAGUCCUUCUUAAAUGACUGGAUUAAUGUCCGCUCAGGUUACUUUGAAGAAGUAGAAGAAGAAAGUUUGCUAUUAUUCCUGUCUGAUGACUGAAUAUCUCUUCGUACCCUACACUUACAUUAGGGACCCCUCAUAAGAUAUCGCAAAAUUCGUAAGAUCAGUCGGAUGAUCGGACGUACGUCCCUAGAGCGGAUCACGCGGUAGAGGCGAUGGACCAACGCAGGGACUAUAUAGGACUCCUGGGGGAGGGGUUAACGGGAACGCGCACUCAAAAAUACUUUGGGUGUGGCGGCACGCCCAGCUGCAGGCUCACGUCACGCCAAUUUGGGUCCGUGUCGCGCCUUAUUUUCGUUAUAAUAUAAAAUCCUGAUCAGUGUCCGCUGUGGACCAGGAGGUGUGGUGGUACGCCUAUGUGGGGGUUUGCGGCGUGUCAGCGACCUGCGUCAUCUCCCAUCUCCAGUCUUCUUGUUAACGGAUCCAGGCAGGAGAGGAGGGGCGGGUGCGGUAGAUUCUACACAAGUCCACUCUUACCUUAAACAGAUUCACGCGCCAAUCACCGUCCCUGCUCUCACUCUGUUGUGGAGUACAGGGCGGACAUACUCGAAAUCGACCGUGGGAUUGUCAUACUUGCGUGAAUCAGUUGCGAAGGCCUCGUUCAAGCGAGCUCAGCCGGUGAUGGAGGGAAAAGUUCAAUCCAAGUGGAGUUAAACAGACAGCUGGCGGAAUUUCCAGAAGAGGUCAAGGAUGUGCAGAGGAAGGAGCGAUAAGAAAACGGGAGAUCUUAGCUUAUUCUAGUAUAAAGUCCCAAAAAUUGCUUUAAAAUUCAGCUUUCACAGUUAACAUGCUUUUUCUUACGUUAUUAGUUAUUUUUCCACCGUAUGUUCUUAACUCACGUUUUGGUUUGUUGUUAAAUGAGCAUGUAAAUUACGUCUAGAUAUACGAGACAGGCAAAAUAUGUUUGAAUUAUAUACCACCACUCGCAUUCCCUCUAUAACGAAACUUCAAAGGAAACGCAUGUACCUCCCAAAUGUCCUGAAAAGCGCGCCUUAUUCUACUCCACUUACAUGUCUCCACGCACUGCUCAACUAUUUUAAGCGAUAAUGCGUCCAAUAUUGAAAGCAUGCCUCGUAAAAUUUCUACCCUAGAUACGAAAAGAGUGGAGUUAUGCAGAUGUUUUUCUGUGGUCCAAAGUGCUACAUUGUCCUCCGUUUCGUGUACCGUAUAACGAUCCUGGUAGAAGAUACAAGCUUUAUCGUGCUCCCGGUUUGGGGUACUUGUAUUCCCAUUUUACCUAAAUAGCAUGAUACCUAGGGCACUUUUAUGUGACUGGUCCACGUUCGGUGUCUUUGCAAAAUCGGCUGAUAUUUUUUUCUGUUUUCUAUGGAUAAGGAGAUUAAAUUAAGGUCUUGAAUAAAAAGUAAAUUAAACUACGCACAGAUAGGUUUUGUCAUGCAACAAACAUUUGGUCAAGCAGAGUGUGCAAAAGUAAGGUUAAUCACAUUUGGGAUAUUGACGAUUCAUUUGCUUGUCAACUGUUGAUGUAAGCUGUUCACCACACCAGAACAUAUAAUCCACUCCUUCACUGUCCUUCGCAAAACAUCACGAGCAGUUUCCAUUUCGGUCGCACGAAGGAUGCGCAUAUUUGUCUUUCUCAUACUAGGUGGUGAUCAAGGUAAUUAAUGGAAGCGAAAAGGCGAGUUCCCUAAAGCAGUGCGGAGGAAGAAUGCGUGAUGACUGGAACAAGAAUUUCCGAAUUAUCACUCUAGCCCAUCAUCAGAAAGUACCAGGAGAGGCAUAAGGAAUGUGUUGCUCAUUGGACGAAGUCGCCCAGCAGUAACAGGCCUACACUAAUUAGCAGCACUCGCCUUCAUCUCAUGCGACCAUAUUUUAUGCAAUGACGGCUUGACCGUCCGUACCUGAGUCGUUAGUCGUCCUGAUUUUAUCGCUGUCGUUGAUUCUUGGUACGAAGAUUACUAAGCGAUUUGGCUUGCUAUCAUCUGAGCAGUUGGUCGCCCGCGCUUUGCUGUGUGGCUGGUUAUUUCGCUGAGGCAAAAUCUCAACACAGAAUAGGGAGGCAGAGGGUCAUUGCGUCUGCUAAUUGAAGGCUGGCAGGAGAACCAUGAUUCAAGCAACCCGCGGCCCACGUGGUUGUCACUUCUUGCAAGAAUUUCGAAUCCGUUAUAGUCGAAGGUGUGACCGGGUCACUUCGAAUGAACCGUUAGCUGGAAGUUAGUGUGAUUCCUCCUCACUGCUGCUGCAUGUUUGGUCAUUCGCUUUUGGGGCGAUCUUUCGGCUUUUCCGACGUAGUUGCUUUGUCCGCAACCGCACCAGAUUCAGUAAACAACUCCGGAUGCUUUGCUUCCAUGACAGUUGGUUUUUCGAUCUCAUGACCCGGCACCUAAUGGUUGCCUCCGGCCACUGUGCAACUCCAAGUCAAGUGGUGUGAACAGGCGGCUGACGGUUUCUGAGACGUUCUUCACGUACGGAGCCCUCGCGGAAACUUGGGGUCUAUUGGAUUUGGUCUCUCAUCGUGUUUACGCAUGUGCACCGGCUUAGGAAAUUGCGCGGGUAACCAUUCGUUCUAAGCACACAUCGAAGAUAUUGUACAUUAACAGCCUCGGUUCAUUGUAAUGUGUCUCAACGCUCCAAUGCAGCGCAUUGCGCAAUCUCGUUUGGAGCUGGUCGAGUGAUUGCUGUUGAAGCUCAGAGCUUGUGCCCAAUUAGUCUUUCUCCUGAACAGUUUACUUCCUAGGCAACCACAACCUUGGCGGCGGACGAGGACUUCAAGGAUGGCCAGCUGGUUGUUUACUUCCUCCUCCAUCAUGAAUUGUAUGUCCGGUUAGACGGAAUUGAGAUGUUCCUUGAAUGCCAUCUUCUAAUCUCGUUUGAGGACAACGAAGGUGCAGUCCACAUACUAAACUCGAAAUUUCGGUCUGUGAUGUCGGACGGCCAGUGACUCCAACCGUUGCAGAACCAUCUCAGUUAUGAGUUUCGAAAUGGGCGAGCCGAUUGGCCUGCCUUUUACCUGCUCGUCCACUGUUCCAUCAAAGGUGAGGCAGGUCUUGUGACUGAACUUCAUGAGUUGGAGGAUGUGGGCGUGUCCGAGACGAUUCUCCGUUUCAUCGUUAUUGUUCUCCAUUAGUACCUCUAUGGUUUCGGCUGCCAUAUCCUGUGGAAUAGGAAUAAAUGGGGAGCGACAUCAAAUGCUACCAUGACGUUGCUUUACAGGAAACUAACUCUUUUAAGUUUCGCCAAGAAUUUUGUCGAUCAGCUGACUAUGGUGUCUGAACCGGUGAUAAUCAAUUAAACACAUUGAAUCAGUCACUAUGCCAAUCGGUAUUCUGGAGUGUCUAUGCGUGAUAGGACGGGUCGGAGAGGAGCGCCCUCUUAAUACACAUUUAAGAGAGCAUAGAUUUGAGUCAAGACCGUUUCUUGCGUCCUCGUCGUGCGUCGCUCGGCCAGGUAUAUUGCAUUCGAGUACCUCAUCGCCAAUAACGCCGCUUUGCUUUCACAUGUCAGCACUUUAUGGGGUCGGUCUCGCAAAAGAAUAUAGAAUUAGUGACCCUCUGACAGGUAUUUGACUUAAUGAAGGUUGUCUGUCCUGUCCAAUACGACAGUGGACCGCUCCUUGUCCGUAGGCAGGAUAAAGAAAUCAUUCUCGACCUUGAUUCCCCCUUCUACACCGCGUUCGACCUUGGGAAGCACUUUUUACGACUUAUGAGUCAUGGGGAUUGGCAAAAUUUAGUGUCCUGUAGGAUUUCUCGUUUCGUCUGUCGCUUCCGUCUGACUAAAGAUUGAUUACUCUGCUGCAAUCAUGCUGACAGGUAUGACAGCAGCUGUGUUAAAUGAGGCUUCAUGCCUUAAAAUCUAUAUUUGUUCCUAUGUCAGUUCCUUUGACAACAGGUUGCGCACCAGCUCGCCAUCUUCGGGUGAAGUUGGACCAGUCAACUUGUGGAACUUGUUCUUCAGUACUGCUUUGCCAAUCGUCUUCUAUUCGCAGGCUCAUUCGGCCACCCUCCGAUGACGCAAUUUUGUACCGUUCUUGCCCAUGAGAAUACGAAACGUCAGGCCAAUAAGCUUCUUAUUCCGGUGGUCCCAUUUUAUUCUUCUGAACUACUUCCUGGUACUCGCUUUUUGACUUCCAUUGGUUGUCGUGUGCAUUAGUUCACCAAGUAGUUUCACAUUGCUGAGUCUGAUGAUAAUUCCUAAAGUUCCUUAUUUUUGCCGAAAUAUAUGACAGUUGACGGAAGCAGACACCAAAAAUUACAGAGAAUUUCCGCUAACUUGCUGUUUACUUAGUCAUAUUUUGCCCGAAUGAAUCAAAAUAGGCAGAUAUCCACCAAAAGCUGUAAACAUAGUUUCGCAUUCCCGAGUCGUUCGGCGUGCUACUUGCUACCAUUUACGAACCGGCAUCCUAGACUAUUAAGAGCAACUUAAAACAUUAUCAAUGAUAUGCGUUUGCUCGAAAACACGUAGAUUAUAUAGUAUGAUCUAAAAUUCUGCCUAGUGCAGGGAAAGAUCUAAUUAAUACAGACGAUCUUGUAAAAGAAUUAGACAAUUUUGUUGUCAUGAUACGUAGCCUAAAGGGAGGAAUCUCUAGCAGGCAGCCAUCAUGACCGGUCUGUUGCCAUUGUUCAAGACCUCGCUGCCUCGGGGUCAUUCACCCCUUGCAGCGAGCCGUCCCAGGCGAGCUGACCUGAAGCCACUCGACCGACUUCACCUCGGACACAAUUGCGUCCACACAGCGUCGCGGCUACCCAUGCGCCACUUGAACGCGCCACCCCCUGCGACCACAACCUAAAUCCAUUGGGACACCACCCCUCGGCAACUGCAACACACACUGACUGGCCACCGCUUGAGCUUGACCCAUGAGCCUACCAAAUAGGCUGCCACCGCUGUCCCAGUGACUCUCAGAUCUGACUGGACGCAAUCAACACCGGUCCUGGCUCGCCAGUGACCACUGCUGCCUGAAAGGAAAACUCUGGGUUUUGUAUGCAUUAAAUCCCACAUUCUGGUUCCUUCUGUCUUCUCUCUCAAACAUAGGAUUCGCCCUGAUUAUUGUAGUGCUCAGAAUGCAUACACUCACACCGCCUGCCGCAACACAUCGUUUGCUGACUAUAUCUUAACUGUUCGGCAGUCCUCCAAAAACUAUUUGUUUCUCGCCUACGUUGUCUACGCGUUUUCAGUGAAUAUGAUUAGUACAGCCAACCCCUAUAUACGCAAAUUUUUCCUGGUAUUGUGCCGUUAUUUACCACAUCGUCGUCCCUCGUCUGUGUCUGUAUCCCUUCGAACUUCUCAAUGCUUUUGACGUUCAAGCAAGGCGUGAUCCAUUUGCCCGCUGGCUGUUUUCUUAACGACUAGUCUCUAAAUUCUAAGCUUCCUUUCAUCUAGUACUCAAUCAGCCCUGUUAUUAAGCCUAAGAGUGUUUUGUUGCUAAGCCGCAUAUUCCCCAGCAGGUAAACUGUGUUUAUUUUUGGAAGUGCGCAAUUUAAACGCGACCUUCGUUGAGGAAUCGCCUCUAAGUCAGCUUUCCGUUUGAUGGAUAAUUUUAUGCUUUCACAAUUCGCAAAACGGUUAGAAUCUGGAAUCCCGACAUCAUUUCUUCGGGCUGAAAGGGGAAAACCAGCUCCUCUUUAUUUAUGGGACUUCAUAGUGGUUUUUAAAACAAGAAUUAGGUGAUUACGGUUUCUGUAAGGCUUUAUAACUACGGAUCAUUUUCAGCCUCGGUAAGUAGGAAAAAAGGAAGCUGUUCGAUUGCUGGAAACACUUCUCCAUUCCUGUGAGCUUUCGAACUCGUAAAGAAGUUCCUCGCCAGAGGUAGCAGCAACAACAGAACAAGCAGCACUUAUAGGGGGUAUGAGUCAAUCAAACAUCAAUGACGCAAGUCUGAAAGUGAUCACGCAGGGCUCUGUAUUCCGGCGCCAGGUCGAUUGACUGCAUUCUUAUCUGGGGUGCUGGCGUAGUCUAUUGUCUUUGUAGUUUCUAAGUUAAUUUUAGAGCCCGCUCAAAUUUCAGCACCUCACGAGUCUGUUCGCAUGUUGCCAAAAUACCUAUCUUACUUUUGCAGAAGAAACGUAUGAGCAGAUCCAGAGAACUCCAAUGGGUUCCCCAGUCCCCGGUUUAGUGGCAGAGCUGGUACCACAAGAGCUGGAAAAGAUUGCCAUUACCCAGCAGGAUCUGAUCCUUUGCGCCGUUACGUGGACGACACGUUUGUCAUCGCCAUGAAGAACAUAGCACAGAAUUACCAUAAACUGCUCAACUCAAUCCUCCAGUUGGGUAAAGUCCUAACGGCGAAACAAAAAUAACGGUCUACAGGAAGUCGACGAAAGCCACGCAACUUCUCAACUGUGACAAAAACCAACCCGUGGCUCGCAAGCGAAAUUGUGGAAGAACGCUCUUUAAACAAAUUCGGGUCCAUUGCGACAAACUGGAUGUGAAAGCGUGCGAAGCCUAAUAACUCAGCGACCACUUUACGCGGAACGGCUAUCCGAAGGCGUUUAUAAGCCGAUGCCCGUGUUCGAGCCCGGAGGGUUCAUCUGGAAACACUGCCCACGUCAAGGACGUUUCUGGGGCAACUGAACACAUUUCUGCUGGACUAGGUGUCGGAAUUGCACACCAUUGCUACCAUGCGCAGCAGGGUCAUGAAAGAAAAGGACUAAGUAAAUCCCAGUGAGCAGUCGGGUGUAGUGUAUCGCAUAAGGGCUAAUCUCCUGAGGUGGAUACAAGGUUUCUUGAUCGGUCGCUCUCAAAUCGUCCACGUCGGUGACAGGCAGUCGGAGGAGGUAGCGGUUGAAAGCGGUGUUCCACAAGGCUCCGUUAUUGGCUCUACCCUAUUCAUUAUAUACAUCAAGGACUGCGUCAGUGGACUGAAUUGUGAUGGCGCCAUGUUCACUGAUGAUGUUAAACUGUGGAACGUCAUCCGAACUGAAUUUGACGAAGAGCGCUUGCAGGCAGACCUGACCCGACACGAGAAAUGGUCACAGGACUGACUUUUGCCGUUUAAUGUGACUAAGUGCAAUGUUUUGCGAGUCGGCAGGACCCGAUCUCUAAGCCGGAGGGUUUACUACCUAAAUGGCGUACCACUGCAGGGGGUAGAUGCCCAGAAAGACUUGGGUGUGUGGUUAACGGCUUCUCUGAAACCGUCGCUCCACUGCUCCAAGGUAGCCAAGUCUGCGAUGUAAGUCCUUUACCUUGUCAAGAGAGCUUUCUCUACCUUCGAUGAGGACUGCUUCGUUAAAGUCUUUCGGACUUUCGUACGGCCACAGCUAGAGUUCGCUAUCCAGGCGUGGAAACCCUGGACCUCUAAAGAUCUCAGCAUCCUCGAGAAAGUUCAAAGGCGGGCAACCAAACUCGUAAGUGGACAGGGUUCACUACCCUAUGAAACACGAUUGUCCAAUCUCGGCCUUUUUCCUCUGACUUACAGACAGCUAAGAGGCGACCUUAUACAAACAUUUUGUAUACUUCGCGACCACAACUGCUGUAUCGUACCUGCUGAUUCCUUUGAGUUAGCAACCACAACUAACCUCCGAGGGCAUCCAUUGGAGCUACGUGUGACUGCCUGGACAUGCGAAAGUUCUUCUUUUGAAACAGAGUGGUCGAGGCCUGGAAUGCUCUGCCCACAGAUGUCGUCAUGUCCACUUCCGUCGAGGCCUUUAAGCGCAACUUGGACCAGAUUGCCACCAAUCGUCACAAUGCCACCUGAUAGAUUGUCUAGCAUUUCGUUCGAACAGUUUAUUAAUGUUGUUAUAUUACUUCCUAUAUUUCAGUAACGUUUUUUAAUAUUGUCUCAUGCCUGUCGAAUGUGCGUUGGCAUCUAAUUCGUCUCCUUCAGAAACUAAGAUAACACCAACUAUCCAUAGACAGACUACUGUACAGCAAACUUAGUAACGAUAAUGUUUUGAACUCUUGGAACAAUUCGUUUAUCUGUCUGGCUUCUAAAACUUUGCCAAUAUGAAGAAACUCUGUAGCUGUUUGAUGUUUCCAUUUUCAAAUUUUCCAUACAGUUCGCUUCCUUGUAACAAAUAGGGAGUUCAAAGGUUCAACACCUAUAUUUCCCUCAAAUAAACUGGACUGAACUGAACUGAUACCACACCUAAACUGUCCUUGUACUUUCAUUGGUCAGACUGAAUGCAUUCUCGGUCCCCGUACAUACAAACAUUAACUGGCUGUGCGGCGGGGUGGCGGGUUAUCACAGGCGGCUACCCACACCUACGCAACGGGUCACGAGUCUAACAUCGCAGCCACAAAAAUAAUCGCCUACGUCAGAAGCAAAAUAAGCCACGAAUUGAUUGAAGCCUGAACACGAGAUGAGAAUACGCUCAAUCAGUCUGGCGCUGGAAUACAGAGUCCUGCGCGAUCACCUCCAGACUUGCGUCAUUGAUGUUUUAUUGACUCAUACCCCAUAUAAGUGCUGCUCGUUCUGUUGUUGAAGCUAUCUCUUGCGAGUCCGAAAGCGCACACAAACAGCUUCCUUCUUACCUAUCUAAACGUUCUACUGUUUUAUUGUCAGUAGCUUAUCCGUUUUACAUAAAAUCGCAAUAAUGGGGAACUUAAUCCUGGGCACGCAAGGGCGUCGGAGGCAUUGUUAGAUAUGAAAUGGUAGUCAUCCGCGCUAGCUGUGGGUAUGUUUAAGUCGUUGGUCUGGUCUAACCUAGCUGACCUGUGCAUAUGAUAGGUAUUUAUCUAGCAAGUGCGAAUUUACAAAGCCUUGAGUAAGAGUCCAGAAGGACUCUCACUCAAGGCUUCCCAAAUACCGUCAGAGGAUUGACCAAAAGAAGGAAAGGUUCUGCGAGUUCAUGGGCGAGAACGGCACAAAAAUGCUUCAACAGAGGGUGGCUGAAAGAAUCCGCGAACAGAUAACGACACGCAAAGCAGCACUAGAAAACAAAUUCCGCAAGCUCUCCAAUCCAGCGUCAUCCAAGAACGACAAACUGGUGCACAACCUGUCGUCAAAGGAGCUGACGGAGGAACAAAUGCAGGUGUUAAGGCAUGUGGUCUCAUUUAACACAGACGAUGCCACACCUGUCAGUAUGAUUGCAGCAGUGGAGGAAACCCUCAGCCAGACGGAAGCUAAGUCCAUUCACGCAGUCAUUGACAUGGACUUAAAACAGUAGUGGCCGAGAACGGAAGCCUGAGGUACCCGACGCACAACUUGCACUGGCAUUGGUUUUGCACUGCCACUGAACACAGAACACGAUCAGUCCAUCAAAAAAUCCCCUAUCCAAUUUAGUAGGCUUGCCCUUAUCCCAGAUUCUCGGACCUUGUAGAGUAACGGCAGUGUGGAUCAUAAUCAAAGGCCUUCCUGAAGUCGAUGCAAACGUUAUGGAAUCUUGCGUCUUAAGCUAGCGAGCGGGGUCACUGCUGCAUUGAAUGCAGUAUAUUGGUUGGACAGGUAUGGUUUCGUCGAAAGCCACUUUAGACACUGUCGAGCAAAUCUUUUUCUUCGACGAACUUCACAGUAGUUUUUUUGACUACUUCUUCCAUAACUGUGCAACAAAUGCAUACUAGGGUCACCGGCCGACAGUUGUUGGCACUUGUUCAGGUCUCACCCUUGUUAACUGGGUGUCUAUUCGUCACAUUCCAGUCAGGGAGAAGAGUUCCUCGAUCAAAGGACGGCUGGAAAAUUUACGAAAGCUGUCUGGACAGUCGACAAGCAAGCUGCCUCAGGACUUUUGUCGGUUUUAAGUUCGGAUACAGAGACUUACAUUCCUCAGGAGUAAGAUGUUCCUUCCUCACAUAUUUGGUGAGAUCGGUGCUUUCCACCACUGUGUCGUUUUUUCCCGUAAGAAAAUCCGUUUUAUCUGUGAAAGAAUAUGCGAAAAAUGACCUAAAUGUUCUGCCUUAACGUCAUUUUGAGUGAUGUUCUCAUUUUCUCCUUCCAACAUUGCGGCCAUCUCUUAUUUCUUUAAUCUGCUGUUGAUAUAGCUGAAAAAUACUUUUGGCUUAACCACGGUCCGUUUUAUAAUUCGCGUCUCGUACUCCCUCCGCGAUCUACGGACGUUUGACUUUGUCUCGUUCCACUUUCGGUAAAACUUUUCGCAGUGCGAGCGUUUUUUCUUUUCAUACACCUCAGAAGUUUGUUUUUUUCUGUUCACCUCCUUUGUAUCUUGCUCUAAACAGACUGGAUGAUUCCCUUUUUGGACCUGUUUGAUCGGACAGUUAUGAUGCAUAGCGUUGUUCAUAACGCCCCUGACAAUAUUCCACUCUACAUUCGGAUGUCCUGAUCUCCUGCUGAGAUCUACAAGCACGGUGGUUCCCGCUUCAUGGAUCACCUGACGGCACUCUUCCAGAAGAGGUGGAGUUAAAGAGAAGUCCCGCAGGGUGUCAAGGACGCCACAAUCGUGCAUCUUUAUAAACGGAAAGGAAACUGCCAGCUUUGCGGCAACCAUCUUGCGGAACAUUGUCGGGAAGAUCCUCGCUCGCAUUCUCCUCAACCGCCUGAAUCACCAUAGGAAACAAGGUCUCCCGCCGGAAGGCCAGUGCGGCGUCCGCCGUCAUCGCAGAACCACGGACAUGAUCUUCAUCGACACUAACUGCAGGAGAAGUGUCAGGAGAUGCGGACCCACCUCCACUCUAUCUUCAUGGAUCUGGCGAAAGCCCCCGACACAGUGACCCGCGAAGGACUGUGGAAAAUCAUGCUGAAAUUCGGCUGUCCCGAACGAUUCACAAAGAUGGUGCGUCAGUUCCAUGUUGGCAUGAUGGCGCGAAUAACAGACAAUGGGCUGUAUCAGAGGCAUUCGCAGUGACCAACGGAGUGAAGCAGGACUGCGUCUCCGUGCCUACACACUUCAGUCUCAUGUUCUUUGCCGUACUAAUGGGCGCCUACCGUGACGAACGGCCCGGGAUCCGCGUCGCCUACAAGGCUGACGGUCAACUCCUCAACCACCGGCGGACGCACUUCCAAUCGCAUGUAUCCACAACCUCUUUCCAUGAGCUUCUCUUCGCCAACGACUGCGCACUCAACAACACCUCCAAAGGGGACAUGCAAAGGAGCAUGGAUCUCUUCGCCGCCGCCCGCGAAAACUCCGGUUCAAUCAUCGACACGGAGAAGACAGUGGUUAUGCAUCAGUGGCCACCCGACGCUGUCUCCAUCGCUGCUCAAGCCAACAUGAUCGGCGCCCGACUGCAAGCCCUGGACGACUUCGCCUACCUGGACAGAACCCUCUUUCGCAACACCAAAAUCGACGGCGAAGUGGCUCGUCUGAUUUCCAAAGCCAGCCAGGCCUUCAGCCGUCUGCGAAACACGGUUUUGAAUCGACACAGUCACCAUAUCAGCACCAAACUGGAGAUGUACAGAGCUGUCAUUCUGUCGACGCUGCUGUAUGAAGCUGGAACCUGGACGGUCUACAAGAAGCAGGCAUGCAGACUAAACAACUUCCACGUCAGCUCUUUCCAAGGGAUAUUGAAGCUGAGGUGGCAGGACCAGAUCCCGGACACGGACGUCCUGGAUCGCAUGGGAAUCCUCACCAUAUAUAUCAUGCCGAGACAACUGCAACUGCGCUGGAGCGGCCAUUUGGUGCGCAUGGACGACGAACGGUCACCUAAACGACUCUUCUAUGGAGAAGUCGCCGCGAGUUUCCGCCGACAAGGAGGUCAAGUCCGGCACUACUAG
Messenger RNA from Spirometra erinaceieuropaei, 17852 nucleotides. Lineage: Eukaryota; Metazoa; Platyhelminthes; Cestoda; Diphyllobothriidea; Diphyllobothriidae. The record is from the annotation of a GenBank genome assembly.